Molecule: messenger RNA, 751 nt
Organism: Monomorium pharaonis (pharaoh ant)
Lineage: Eukaryota; Metazoa; Arthropoda; Insecta; Hymenoptera; Formicidae
Exons: 6
Coding region: 200-703 (167 amino acids)
Source: RefSeq, a predicted model, not a curated record
UCAGCGCAUGUUAGCGCAUGAUAUGUGGCAGCACUUUAAUGUAUAUAUACGGUGGUGUACAGAUCGGUGUACAUUAGUGUUAAUCAGUGUGUACGAAUAAAACGAAAUUAACGCUAGAAUAUUUUCCAAAGUGUUGAAGAAUUUCGAUCGAGAACUUUUGGAGAAAAAGUUGUAUGUAAGUACUUCUGAUUUUCAGAUCAUGGAAUAUAAUAAAAAUCGAUUAUAUUCGGAUAGACAUAUCCGUCGUCUCGUUGAAAAGAAAACAAAUUCGGAUUUGCAACGAAUUUUCAAUGAAACAAUAUCGGAAAGAUUCUGCUCAAAAUCUGUUUGCGCAGCUUUGGCUAUCUGGGAAAAUAUAAAAUCUAUAAUGAGAUUGUUAACCAAAAGAGGAGGGCGAAGUGCAUAUGAACUUGCAACCAAUAUUUUAGCGAAGGUAUUCACAAACAGUUUUGCUGCACAAUAUAGUUAUUAUGGAAAACAGAAAAAGAAGCCUUUAUCCGAAUUAAAAAUCACCAAAUGUAUUAUUGAGGCAGUUUCACAUUCUUACCAAGACAUUAAAGAACACGAUGUGGAAAAAAAAAUAGGCAAUUGGUUAGCAAAUGCUCCAACACGAGUUUUGAGAGAAAGAAUAAAGAAAGAAGUAGAAGCUAAUAAAAAUAAAGAAAAUGUUAACCAAGAUGAAGAGGAAUUAGAUUCUCCGUAAAAUAAUAUAUAUAUACAUUUAUAUUUUUCUAUAUUUUUUUAUAUACAU